This is a messenger RNA of Tigriopus californicus, 980 nucleotides long. RefSeq lists its product as uncharacterized. The coding region runs from base 366 to 683 and encodes 105 amino acids. The record is from RefSeq and is a predicted model, not a curated record. Lineage: Eukaryota; Metazoa; Arthropoda; Copepoda; Harpacticoida; Harpacticidae. The transcript is spliced from 3 exons.
CAAAUGGUACUUUUCAUGUGACGACCAACUUACAAAAAAAACAAGAAAGUACCUAAUUUAUUCUUUUGAAAUCUCAAUUUUAAAGGUCUUGAGAGCAUGGCUGUAAGCUACCUGACGAAUAUAUUUUAAGCACAGUGCCGAAUGAGUCAUGUUCAAAAACUAGUAUCAGCAACCAACCGUACAUUUCAGCCAUUUGUGUACCUAAAAUUCAAAACUCAUGAUUGAUAUUGACAAAGAAUAUUGCCAAUUUAUUUUACAAUAACCUCUUGAUCGGCUUCACAUCUUAUAAAAGGUCGCUGAUCCUCCAGUCAUUCACGAUUUGAGCGACUCAAAGCAUCACCAUUAUCAAGUCCCUCAUCUACCCCAUGGUCUUGGCUUUGUCUGGAAUGGCCUUGUUCUCCUUGGCUUCUCCAGCCGAACCCGAGGAUCCUUUGCCCGAGGACGUUCAGCAAUUCGUUCACACAGAGGUCAAACUUGUGGAAGGGGGGGAUGCUGAUCUAAAUGCUGACGAAAGUGAGGAUGAAGAGAACGCUCCAGCAGUCCAAGACAGGAUCUUCCCUCGACUUUGGUGUCGACUGAAGUGCGCUCCCAUUUGCAUCGCUCAACCUAACGCCACUUGCGUGUGCACUAAAACAUUCCUGGGGAUUUUUCCCAUCUUUUCAGAGUAUGGACAUCCCAUCUAAAGUCAAAUGCAUUCAGUCUUUUUAAUCAUGGUGUGGCGUUCAGCUUAGAAAUUACCGAUAUUUGAUCCAUGGAUAGAUGUUCCUAAAGACCUAUGACAGAUAUAAACGAUUUCGUGGAAAACUAAGAGUGCUUACUUUAUGAAUACUUCGUGAGAGUAUUUCUUUUUUUUUGCGGACUUCCUUACCGUUACCGGGAUUGGAAUCCCACCAGUUCAAGAGGAGAAGAUUAUUUAUUCUUUUUAUUUGACUUUUAUUUAUAUAUAUAUUAUUUGAUCGACCAACGAAUUGUAGUUGGCU